AUGGACCAGCCUGCGAGACAACUGGGCAUAUUCCCUGCGUCGGGCGCCCUCGCCUCCAGCACGCUGUCCCACCUCUCCCCGGCCUUGGUCCCGCCCCGGAACCUGACCCUCGUGUGCCGCCACCCGUCCAAAGUCCCGCAGCCGUACGUCCAGGGCGGCGCCACCGUCCGCGAGGCCUCGUACGAGUCCUCCCCGGAGGAGCUGCAGGCCGCUUUUGCAGGCGUGCACGCGCUCUUCCUCGUGUCCUACCCUUCGCACGUGCACGACCUCCGCACGCGGCUGCACCGGCGGGCCGUCGACGCCGCCGCGAGGGCCGGCGUGCGGCACAUCUUUUACUCGUCGCUCGCCUUCGCGGGGACGGCCGCGUCGGUGUCGUCGCGGGCGGUCGUCAUGCAGGCGCACCUCGACACGGAGCGGCACUUGGCCGAGUUGGCAGCGUCGUCGCCGACAUCGGACAGCGGCGAGGACCACCGCCGUGAUGGCAGUCUGACGUUCACAUCGAUCCGGGAAGGCCUGUACUCCGAGUCGUUCCCGAUCUACACGGCGUUCGCCAUCAAGCCCGGCAGCGGCAGCCCGCCUCCCGACGAGAUCCUGAUCCCCCAUGACGGCUCGGCGCCAGGCGUCGCGUGGGCCAAGCGCGACGAGCUCGGGGAGGCGAGCGCCCGGGUGAUUGCGCGCUAUCUCGCCGAGCCCGAGGCCUACCCGGCCGAGUGGGUCAACGGUACCCUACUGCUGACUGGACCGCGGGUGUGGACGCUGCGCGAGACAGUGGCGGCGUUGAGCGAGGCGAUCACAGGAGACAGGGACAAGGUCCGCAUUCGCCAAGUCUCAGCUGAGGAGUACGCCGAGCAGGAGCAGGUCAAGGCCCGGUUUGGCAGUGCAGAGACGGCAGUAUCAUGGGCCACGGCGUGGGAAGGCAUUCGGGCGGGUGAGACGGCGGUGAUUACAGAGACACUGGAGCAGCUGCUCGGACGGCCACCAGAAGCCUUUGAUAUCACAAUCAAGAAAAUGUUCGCACACUGA
Messenger RNA from Thyridium curvatum, 1023 nucleotides. RefSeq lists its product as uncharacterized. The record is from RefSeq and is a predicted model, not a curated record. Bases 1 to 1023 code for a protein of 340 amino acids. The transcript has a single exon. Lineage: Eukaryota; Fungi; Ascomycota; Sordariomycetes; Thyridiales; Thyridiaceae.